AUGAGUUCUGGAAGUAAUUCAUUAGAAAAUGCAAAAUUGGGUGACGAGAAGAAGCUCUCUAGUUCCAUGAGGUUUGUGCCUUUUGGCAGCCUUCUCAAAACCUGGACCGAAGUCUCUAGGAUUAAUUACAUGUCCGCCUUGGCCUUGGAUGACAUGUCUCGAGAUCAAAGAUUCAAAAGUUUUUCUUUGCCAUUAAAGAAAAUAUCCAUUCCGCUGUUUGAUCCUUCCAAGUUUCAGAAUAAAGAUGAAGAAAGUGAACUAAUUGAACAGUUUCCAAUAAACGUCACACCGCUCAUGAACGAACACCAGCUAUGGGGUUGUUUCUACAAUUUUCCCGAACUGUACGAGGACGUGUACUCCCCAAUAGUACAUAUAAGGAAUGUGAGCGAUAUCCCGGAUAUUGAAGGUGGCGUACUCACAAGGGACCUAGUUAGCACAUGCCUCAGUUAUUUGAAGCGAUCUCCGAUUUUAGGCGACUACGUGUAUAUUAAAUUGGAUUUAUCGUCCAAGUAUCUUCACAACAUUGAUGUCCUUAAAAAUUACAAAUAUUUGGUAUAUUUGGAUCUUUCAUCAAAUUUACUGGAUGAUUUGAGCGUUCUUUCAUAUCUACUAUAUAUUCAGUUUCUCAAUGUAUCAUUUAAUAGCUUUCGAACAGUUUUGGAUUAUGAUACACCUCAAUGGUUUUUAACAGAGGUUCACUAUAGAUAUAAUUCAGUAACUAAAAUACGCGAUUUGAGUGCAUUUUGGUCGAUCACUGUGAUUGACUUAUCGCAUAAUAAUAUUAAAUCAAUAAAUGGAUUGGAUACAUUGAGAUAUUUGCGUCGUCUGGAUCUUUCCUUUAAUCACAUACAACGAUUUGAGAAUCUAAAUCAUUUGCGAUUAUUAUGGCUCGACUUGUCCUAUAAUAACAUAUCGGAUUUCGAGUUUGGCGACGACGUUGGAUUGUGGACACUUCUUCAUCUCGAAUAUUUAAAUUUGAACGAGAAUAAUUUAACAUCCAUGAAGAUAUUUUCAGGCUGCUCCAGAUUUCGCGAAUUACACAUACGGAAUAACAGAUUAGGCUCGUUAUUGGAACUGGCAGUGUACAUGAGCAAGCUGCGACGUCUUACCGUCCUGGAUUUUAGAUCCAACCCUAUGUGUUCAGUCCCAGGAUAUAAGGAUGUAGUUAUCAAUACUUUUCCUCUCUUACUCUGCUUAGACGACAUUGAUCUGGAUCCUGUUGAACAGCGAACAUUCAAAAUGAAUAUGAAGCCAGAUAUCUUUAUGUUUGCUUCCCGUCGUCUCUUACGAUUGAUGUACAUCGAGCAAAUGUCUCGCGCGCGCGUUUCACCCUACAACCCGCCUGCCGAUACUACUGACGUGCCUAUUAUCGUUUUUGUGGGCUACGAAGCUGUUGGAAAAGGACGAUCCGGUUUCAGAUAUAGCUUGAAGAUUCGAACAUGUUUGGCAUCUCGCCGAAUAGUGACCUUCGACGAAAUGUUGCUUGAUGGUGAAUUCCUCACCUAUAGCGAAAUGGACAGUGAAUCGUAUGGGCUAAGUCGUUCAGAAGCAUUCGUGAAGGAUGGAAAGGUGAAGAUUGUUACAAUGGAUCUACUUGGUGCUCUUAUGCUGAAACUACGAGGUCGACAGCCCUACUUGAUAUUAACGACUUGUUCCGAUAAACGAGCACUCGCAACCAGGCAACAAGAACGUAAAAUUGCAAGGGAUUUAUCAAACGAAGAAAAAAUGUGCGCCCAAUCGCUAAUGGAGAUAUCUACAUUACAAGUUUUACUAUCCGGUAGAAUAAUUAUUAACGGCAUUUUGAAUGAAAUUCUUCAGGCAAUACCCGAAGAUAAAAGCCAAAGCGAAUUCAUAAUGGAGUCCGAAUGUUCGCUCUUAAUGGAAAGCGAGUCGCGAAAACCACGUAAAUAUAUUAAGAAUGUCAAUAGACUGACAAUGUUGACUCCUAGCUCAUCUCUCGGGGAUGUUUGCAAGAGCGAUCGUGACAAAAACAGCAGUCAAGUUGACUCCAGUCUUUAUUCCUUGUAUAAGGAAACUCAACCUAUGGAUGAAUACACGAGCACUGUGUAUGGUCAUGCGUCGUCCGUGGAUCGGGGGCGAGCUAAAACAAGAUACAGCCGUUAUUCUAGCAGACCAAAAAGUUUUGAUACCAAACAAACAUCUUUGAAAGUGGGUAGCAGAAAAUCUUCAAAAUCUGUUGCUUUUACAUCUCCAGAAAAUACUGAUUUAGCGACUGAAGAAUCUGAUCCAUCUGGACUUUACAUUGAACCAGUGCCACAAAAGGAAAACAAGGUGCCAAGACAUGAAAGUAAACUAGAUGAUCCCGACUUUUUUAAAAUGCAAUUGGAUACUUUAAAGGAGCUGCCUUCGGGAACUUUUACGACGACUAUCAAAGACGACUAUGAUGAAAUACAUCGUACUUGCCCUGGUCUAUUUUGGGACACAGUUACUAUGGAUAAUCCUGACAAAGCAUUCAAAAAAAUGAAGAAAAUAAUACAAAACAUUGUAAACUCACAGAAGAAUUUAAAACCUAUGUUUGACGUUGACUUUACUAGCCCAAAGUAUUUGCCCGCUAUAAAGGACAAACUUGCUACAAUCGUAACUCAGAUAGCUCCACAAAGGCUCUUCUAUUAAAUAAAUACAAUU
Molecule: messenger RNA, 2646 nt
Organism: Colias croceus (clouded yellow)
Lineage: Eukaryota; Metazoa; Arthropoda; Insecta; Lepidoptera; Pieridae
Product: leucine-rich repeat and guanylate kinase domain-containing protein-like
Exons: 19
Coding region: 1-2634 (877 amino acids)
Molecular function (GO): protein binding
Source: RefSeq, a predicted model, not a curated record